UGGAGCUAAUCGAGUACAACCUGCUGCGCCAGUGGCGCAAAUACGUGCAGCAGCGUACGCGCGGUGGCGGUGCCAAAAUCACCAUCCCGAAUCUGCUGAUGGAGACGCGCGAGCUGAUCCGGGAUACCACGGGCAAGUCUCUGACGGAGACGACGCGCCCGCGUGGCCAGAACGACAUCGGUAUGGUGGCGUGGCUGUUGGCGCUGUACACGCCGGAGUUCCCGGAUGGACGUGCGAUCAUCAUCAUCGCCAACGACAUCACGUUCAAGGCCGGUUCCUUCGGUACCCGCGAGGACACGCUGUUCGACCUGGCGUCGAAGCUGGCUCGCUCGAAGGGCAUCCCGCGCUUCUUCUUCUCGGCCAACGCUGGUGCCCGCAUCGGCAUGGCCGAGCCCAUCAAAGCCCUGUACAAGGUGUGCUGGGAGGACGAGACCAACCCGACCAAGGGCUUCGACACGGGCGAGGAGCGCUACGGGCUGAACGACAUCGUGGGCCGUGUGAUCGGCCUCGGUGUCGAGUGCCUGCGCGGCAGUGGUACCAUUGCUGGUAAGACUUCGCGCAUACCAGGACGUGUUCACGCUGACGUGUACACCUCGAACGACCAGCUGGGUGGCGUGAAGAUCAUGCACACGAACGGUGUAACGCACCUGACGGCCACGAACCACCUCUUGGGCAUCUACUCGAUCCUCGAGUGGCUGGCCUUCGUGCCGAUGGUUCGCCGCGGCCAGCUUCCGAUCCGCGACCUGACGGGCGUGGACGAGAUCGAGCGCACGGUGGACUUCGGCUGUAAGGCCACGGGCAAGUGGGUCUCGGGCCUCAUGGACAAGGAUUCGUUCCGUGAGACGCUUGACGGCUGGGCCAAGAGCGUGAUCGUCGGCCGCGGCCGCCUUGGUGACAUUCCGUGCCGUGUGGUCGUCACGGAGGUGCGCACGUCCGAGAAGGUCAUCCCUGCCGACCCGGCGGCGCCUGCCUCGCAGGAGAACCUGAUGCCGCAGACUGGUCAGGUGUGGUUCCCCGACUCGGCCCACAAGACGGCGACUGCCGUCGAGGACUUCAAGGGUGAGGACCUGCCACUGUUCAUCCUGGCCAACUGGCGUGGUUUCUCCGGCCGCCAGCGCGACAUGAUCGACGAGCUGCCCAAGCUCGGUGCAGCCAUCGUGGAUGGCCUCGGACGCGGUGGUCUACUCGAGCCAGCCGGUCUCAUUGCGACCGCAAGAAACAGCCGUCUCGACGACAUGCUCGAGCAGCUGACCGCACGUGCCGAGCUGUCGCCCGAGAAGAAGGAGUCCAAAAGCGCCAAGAUGGCAGCUGAUAUCAAGACCUGCGAAGAAACGCUGCUGCCGAUCCACGUGCAGAUGGCCAUGGCGUUCGACGACCUGCACGACUCGCCUGACCGCAUGAAGUCCAUCGACCGCAUCCGCCAGGUUGUGCCCUGGCCGAAAUCAGGCAAGUUCUUCUGUUGGCGUCUCAAGCGUCAGCUCCCCGAGCUCACGCUGCACCGCCACGCAGCCAGCGCUGGCGGCUCGCGCCCGACGGUCUUCUUGUGCUCAUCUGGUCGCAUGGCGACUCAGACGUGCUGGCUGUCGAGCGACACAGAGUGGAUCGCUUCGUGCGUGGCCAAGCUCCACCAGGAGCAGAUGGCCUCGCGCUGCGAGGCUUGCAGGUCGUGGUGA
Phytophthora sojae is the source of this 1673-nucleotide messenger RNA. RefSeq lists its product as hypothetical. The record is from RefSeq and is a predicted model, not a curated record. NCBI's taxonomy places the organism in Eukaryota, Oomycota, Peronosporomycetes, Peronosporales, Peronosporaceae. Bases 99 to 1673 code for a protein of 524 amino acids. Gene Ontology annotation, molecular function: acetyl-CoA carboxylase activity. The transcript has 6 exons.